Messenger RNA from Rhodamnia argentea, 2281 nucleotides. Its product is annotated as serine/threonine-protein kinase tricornered. Gene Ontology annotation, biological process: peptidyl-serine phosphorylation; intracellular signal transduction. The transcript has 15 exons. Lineage: Eukaryota; Viridiplantae; Streptophyta; Magnoliopsida; Myrtales; Myrtaceae. Gene Ontology annotation, molecular function: ATP binding; protein serine/threonine kinase activity. The coding region runs from base 312 to 1937 and encodes 541 amino acids. The record is from RefSeq and is a predicted model, not a curated record.
GAGAAGGAGAGAGAUUCUCGCGGGAAGGGAAGGGAAGUUAAAGAAGAGAAAAGCGAAGAGUCGCCGUCGGAGCUUCUUUCUUUCUCUCUCCUCCCAAUCCACCGAAUUCGUCGUUGUCCUCGUUUCCACGCUUCUCUGUCUGGUUAAAAUUAUUCCCAAAAUUCCUGGGUCUGGUGCGUCUCGCUCUCGACUCCUUCUCCAGGGACAUCAUAUAAUAUGCAUUUGCGCAUCGGGGAUGUCGUGACGGAUGGUUGGUAGACUGCGUGAUAAAUAACUGAUUCUUUUUUGGCGGGGUGGAUUGAAGUUGAGGAAUGGAUUCAGCCAGGAGUUGGUUCCAGAAAUUCCAGCCAAGGGAUAAGCUGAGAUCGAAUACGAAGAAGAAGGAGCCGGGUGGUUCCGGGAGAGAGGAUUCGAGCGUGCACUCGGUGUCGGGAGAUGAAGCGCUCUCUAAUGUCACCAAGCAGAGGGCGGCAGCAGCAAAGCAGUACAUCGAGAACCAUUACAAGGAGCAAAUGAAGAAUCUGCAGGAGAGGAGGGAAAGACGAAAUUUUUUGGAAAAGAAGUUGGCUGAUGCUGAUGUCUCCGAAGAAGAUCAAAACAACCUCCUCAAAUACUUAGAGAGGAAAGAAACGGAGUACAUGCGUCUUCAAAGACAUAAAAUGGGUGUUGAUGAUUUCGAAUUAUUGACAAUGAUUGGAAAAGGUGCAUUUGGAGAGGUCAGAGUCUGCAGGGAGAAGACAACAGGUCAAGUGUAUGCAAUGAAGAAGCUCAAGAAAUCAGAGAUGCUUCGUAGAGGCCAAGUCGAGCAUGUGAAAGCCGAAAGAAAUCUGCUUGCGGAGGUUGACAGCAAUUGCAUCGUCAAACUAUAUUGCUCCUUCCAAGAUGACGAGUUUCUUUAUCUUAUAAUGGAAUAUUUACCGGGUGGUGAUAUGAUGACUUUACUUAUGCGAAAGGAUACCUUGACCGAAGAUGAAGCCAAGUUUUAUGUUGGGGAAACAGUUUUAGCUAUUGAAUCAAUCCAUAAGCACAACUAUAUACACAGAGACAUAAAGCCUGAUAAUUUACUACUAGAUAAAUUUGGGCACCUAAGGCUGUCAGAUUUUGGAUUAUGCAAACCAUUAGACUGCAGUACUCUGGAAGAAAAGGAUUUCUCAGUAGGAAACAACAUUAACGGAUCAAAUCAAAUUGACGAUCGUCCCGCAGCUCCAAGACGUACACAACAAGAGCAACUACAACACUGGCAGAAGAACAGGAGAAUGCUUGCUUAUUCAACUGUGGGUACACCUGACUAUAUUGCUCCAGAGGUUUUGUUGAAGAAAGGUUAUGGGAUGGAAUGCGAUUGGUGGUCUCUUGGCGCUAUCAUGUAUGAAAUGCUCGUGGGGUAUCCGCCAUUUUACUCGGAUGAUCCAAUGUCUACUUGUAGAAAGAUUGUGAACUGGAGAACUCAUUUGAAGUUUCCUGAAGAAGCGAAGCUUUCUUCAGAAGCAAAAGACUUGAUCAGCAAACUUCUGUGCAAUGUGAAUCAGAGAUUGGGUUCAAAAGGAGCAUAUGAAAUAAAGGCUCAUCAGUGGUUUGCGGGUACUGAAUGGGAUAAACUUUAUCAAAUGGAGGCUGCAUUUAUUCCUGAGGUUACAGAUGAGUUGGAUACUCAAAAUUUUGAAAAAUUUGAAGAGCAGUCUGACAGUCAUGAACACUCCUCGGGCAAAGCAGGUCCAUGGAGAAAGAUGCUUUCUUCUAAAGACAUCAAUUUUGUUGGAUACACGUACAAGAACUUUGAAAUUGUCAAUGAUUACCCAGUCCCUGGGAUGGCUGAGUUAAAGAAGAAAAACAGCAGAUCGACAAGGCCAUCCGUGAAGACACUUUUUGAAGAUGAAGAGUCGAAGUCUUCAGGUACCAGUAUCGACGAUCAACCAGGUCAAGGAAGUGAUUACAGCUGAAUACAUCGUUCUAACUUCAUACAGGUAUAGGGGAUGGUGCAUACGAUCUCAUUUCAGGUUUUGAUUUGGUCCGAGAUGUUCACGAAGGAUUCCACAGCCAGUGGUGCAUGCCUUUGUUAUCGGAUGUCAUAUGAAAAACUUAGGAGGCAUAUGAAACUUCCCCUCAAACAUAUCAAAUUGCAGAUAUUGUUUUUCUUUAUUUUGUUGUAAUAUCUCAGUGUAACAGUAGGGUAAGUUGCGUUAUAAGUACGGGAGAUACAAACGUUGGAAAGAUCUAAGCUUGGAUUUGGGAUGUGCGGAAGCCAUUAUCAAGUUAUGUGCAUAGCUGGAAGCUUGAAAACAAA